UUACGAGUGGAGAAGCCAGUCGGACGUGUUUUUUUUUACCCGAGUCCACGGGAAGACAAGGACGGCCGGGAGCAGGAAAAACAAAAGCUUGGGCACCUCCGCGCUCAUGUUGUGGUGAUUGUAUCAAUUUACAGGCAAAUGUUUUUUUGAUUUUUUUCCACCCCGCUCGUAUCGAUGCGGAAAAAUAAAAUAAAAUUUGCAAUCGAAAUCCGGUCGCAGCCCGGUGUUUCGUAAUUUUAAAAAUGCAUGGUUGAGCAGGAAGGGAGAGUUGGAGCUGUUUUCUUUUUUCUUUUUCUUUUUUUUUUUUUUUAAAGCCGCGCGUAAAAGUUGGUUAGAGCGUCGGAUCCGAGCGGCCCUAUAUGACAAGACUUUGGGAUUUUAUUUUUCUCCGUCUUUCCGGGUCAAAGUUAAAAGUUAGUCGGUGUGACUCUGAGUUUGGAGUCGAGGAGGAACCGGUGGAUUAAUUCGGCUGAAGCGGAGGACAGAGAGAGAGAGAGAGAGAGAGGGGAAGAGAGAGAGGGAGAGAGGAGCCCAAUGGAGGACAGCUCGCUGUCGGAGUCUGAGGUGGAAAACAAAGGGAUGAGCGGUAGAAAUGAGUCCAUAGCGCUGUGUGCUGGAUUUUCACCCAGUUCAGAGGUGCACAUUGUUCCCUUCCCUGCCUUCUUCUUUCCCUGUCUGUGGUCCACCUCCCUUCAUUCCUGUCUUUCUUUCACUUUUGCGCUUUGGCCCUGGGACCCUUUUAAAAUGCCCCCCCUCCCCUCUCCCCCUCCCCUCCUUCCCCUCUCUCUGAUUCGUCAGACGGGAGUGAAUAUCCCUCUUUUUGUCUCUCUCUCUCUCCACUCCCUCCACACUCUCUCACUCCCUCUUUCUCUCUCCCUCCCUCUCUCUCUCUCUCUCUCUCCCCAUCUCUGAUUAGAUAUACUGAUUCCUCCUUUCAAUGGACGUCAUUUAAGCGCAGACUCCUGCCUUGAGUUGCGUCCUCUGCUUCACACCCGAUUUCCGACCAUUCUUUCUCUAUUAUUAAGUAUUCCUGUAAUAUUAAUAGUCAUGAAUGCGUUCUAUUAGGAGUCCAAGAGGGAGACGAAGAAGCGGCUCUUUUGCUAAUAUGAGCUCAAGCGAAGGGACGGCUGCAGUGUGAUAGAAGCCAGGAGAGCAAGGAGAAAAGAGGGUUUAAGCGAAACUUUUCGACCCAAAUCCUCCAGCACCGCCGAAUAUCAGCAUUUUUAGACCCAAAUGAAGAGCAGCGGGGAUCUAACCAUUUCUUUCUGAUGGAUUAUCAUCCUGCUUCUGUGGCACAUAUCUGAUCGCCGGGGCCAUUGUGAUCUUGCAGGAGAGAAGAGUCUUUUCCGAGGGGGGGCAAAACAUAUAUAUAUAUAUUUUUGUUUUGCUGGUUAUUCCCGGUGCUCGCCCCUCCUGCAAACACUCAUAGUGUUUUUGAACUGAUUAUUCUUUUUUUCUUGAGUCGCACUAAAAUCCUUUCAGAUGUUAGUGCACAGUUUUUCCGCGAUGGAUCGUCACGACGGUACCAGCAAUGGGACAGCCAGGCUACCUCAGCUGGGCAGCGUGGGCCAGAGUCCCUACACGAGCGCCCCUCCGCUCUCUCACACACCGAACUCGGACUUCCAGCCCCCGUACUUUCCCCCGCCUUACCAGCCCAUCUACCCGCAGUCUCAGGACCCUUACUCGCACGUCAACGACCCGUACUCCCUCAACUCCCUGCACGCCCAACCGCAGCCGCAGCACCCGGGCUGGCCGGGCCAGAGGCAGGGUCAAGAGAGCGGCCUGCUGCACCAGCACCGCAGCCUGCCUCACCAGCUGUGCCGGGAGUACCGUAGAGAAGUGCUCCUACCGUCCGGCCACGGCAUCGAAACGGGACUGUCGGACUCUAUCCCUAUCCAUGGAAUACCUCACUCUUUAGAAGACGUUCAGCCUGUUGAGGAUCAAGGAAUUCACAUUCCCGACCAGACUGUAAUUAAAAAAGGUCCAGUGUCUUUAUCCAAGAACAACAAUGUCUCCGCCAUCCCCGUAAAUAAGGACGGUCUUUUCGGAGGGGUGGUAAACCCCAAUGAGGUGUUCUGCUCAGUUCCGGGUCGCCUUUCCCUCCUCAGCUCCACAUCAAAGUACAAGGUCACGGUGGCGGAGGUACAGAGACGCCUCUCGCCGCCCGAGUGCCUCAACGCCUCUCUGCUGGGCGGGGUGCUGAGGAGGGCCAAGUCUAAGAACGGAGGAAGAUCCUUAAGGGAGAAGCUGGAUAAAAUCGGCUUGAAUCUACCUGCGGGCAGACGCAAGGCAGCCAACGUCACCUUGCUGACGUCACUAGUCGAGGGCGAAGCGGUACAUCUUGCCAGGGAUUUUGGUUAUGUAUGCGAGACUGAGUUUCCAGCCAAGGCAGUAGCUGAAUAUGUAAACCGUCAGCAUUCCGACCCAAACGAACAAGUCCAAAGAAAAAACAUGCUAUUGGCCACGAAGCAAGUCUGCAAAGAGUUCACAGACCUGCUGUCCCAGGACCGCUCGCCGCUGGGAAACUCACGGCCGCAACCCAUUCUUGAACCGGGAAUCCAGAGCUGCUUGACCCACUUCAGUCUAAUCUCGCACGGUUUUGGGACGCCGGCACUGUGCGCGGCCGUCACGGCACUGCAGAACUAUCUGACCGAGGCUAUCAAAGCCAUGGACAAAAUGUACCUCAACAACAACCCUAACAGUCACUCAGAUAACGGCACUAAAGGCGGAGACAAAGACGAGAAACACAGAAAGUGAUGUUUCCAUCCCGCCUUCACCGAGGGGCCACAUCCCAUGGUCCUUCUUCUACACCGACCCACACCGCCCCCCCCGCCCCCCGUCUCGCCCCGGCCACCCCGCCACCCCCCCUCACCCCACCAACCCAUCAAAUAUAAAUAGCCUAUUAUAAAUACCUUAUAAAUACUAUUGAUAAAGUUAAUCGUGCCACUUCCCGAUCUUGCGUGGUUUUACAUGUUUUGUUUUUACAUCCCACUUUGGAUUCAUGAGGAAAUGACGCAAGUAUUUUCUUCUUCUUCUUCCAAAAAUGUUAUUUAAAAAAAAGAAAAGAAAAGAAAAGAAAAAAAAGGCUGCAGAGGAACAGCUCCAGGGCGAGGAAAAGGUGUACUGCCUCAGCCAGAGGACUUUUUAUGUACUCCCCCCCCCUUUUUUUAUGAGCUGCAACGAAUGGACUGAAAUCCAGCGACCCCUCUAUAUCUCAAUUUUACGAUUGUGACAAAAACGAAGCUAAAAGAGGAUGAAUUCUUAUCAGUAUUGUGAAUAAUAAACUUGAAAACAAAGAGAAAUUCCACAGAGCUCCCUGUCAUGACUUCAGUUGUAGACUCUCACUCUCUCUCCAAGCGACCAACUUGAACUUUUUGAAUUUCAACACGAUUCACGGUUAUAUAAGGGAAUCAGUGUUCAUGUAUGUAUAUAUUUAUUUAUGUGUAAUUUAAUGGGAAUUGUAAAUAUGGUGCGUCUGUUGAAACUUCUUUUUUUAUUUAUCUGGUGCCUCCUGUUUUAGUGGGUUUGAAUAUUCGGUUAGUUCUUCAUGUGAUUUUAUGGUUUUUAGAAAACAGAAGUUUGGGGUAUUUUUUAUUUCUCUGGGAUAUUUCAAUUCAGCCCUCUUGUAGCAUGUUGAGGCGACAUUGAAGCAAGUGAACAAAUUUAAUAGAAAUAAACUUCCAUUUCUCUCUAUAUAUAUCAUCCUUUUUCAGUUUUUAAUUUGAGACAGAGCAUAAGUGAGACCCUGACGAGAACUGUUUUUUUUUGUGUGUUUCUAUUUUUCGUUUUUAUACAAGCUUUUAUGUGUUGUGCCAAUCAGAAUACGUUUCACCCCUUGUUCUCUCCUUGAAGCACCAUAAAAGCAAUAAAUGGAAUAUUGUCUUUUUUUAAAUGUUGGAAGACAUUCAAAAACAUUUUUUGGGACCACCUGAUAUCUUGUUAUGUCCGAUAAUGUCCAAAAAUUGGAGGCGGUUUUAGCUGUAUUGUAUAGACAUGUGCUGGCAAUAGUUCCCAUGCCUGUCAAUGUAUUAUAGUCCUUUGUUGCCCUGAAAAAAAUAAAUAUUUGAUACGCUU
Lates calcarifer (barramundi perch) is the source of this 4074-nucleotide messenger RNA. It is a transcript of the gene tfap2a, whose product is annotated as transcription factor AP-2 alpha. Gene Ontology annotation, biological process: regulation of cell population proliferation; regulation of transcription by RNA polymerase II; anatomical structure development. Gene Ontology annotation, molecular function: RNA polymerase II transcription regulatory region sequence-specific DNA binding; DNA-binding transcription factor activity, RNA polymerase II-specific. Bases 1483 to 2757 code for a protein of 424 amino acids. Gene Ontology annotation, cellular component: nucleus. The record is from RefSeq and is a predicted model, not a curated record. NCBI's taxonomy places the organism in Eukaryota, Metazoa, Chordata, Actinopteri, Centropomidae. The transcript is spliced from 7 exons.